Hydractinia symbiolongicarpus is the source of this 5872-nucleotide messenger RNA. RefSeq names its product lysine-specific demethylase 8-like. The transcript is spliced from 2 exons. The record is from RefSeq and is a predicted model, not a curated record. Bases 4653 to 5837 code for a protein of 394 amino acids. Gene Ontology annotation, cellular component: nucleus. NCBI's taxonomy places the organism in Eukaryota, Metazoa, Cnidaria, Hydrozoa, Anthoathecata, Hydractiniidae. Gene Ontology annotation, molecular function: histone H3K36 demethylase activity.
CUGCACGAGACACCAAAGAUGGCAAGCGCAAGCAAGGACACCAGCUAGCUGAUGGUUUAAUUCACCAUUUUCUUAUUUCGUUUUCUGGAAAUAAGAGUGCUAAGUAUAUCUUAGUUCUAAACCGCAGGCUUGACAACCUUUGUCUUUUUAUGGACAAGUUACCCACUUACAAAUUAGGACUCCCAGCAUUUAGUACUCAGUUCAAUGCCAUAUUUUCGUGAAAAAAUAGUAUAUCUAGCUAGCUAGCUAUAUCUUGAUCCACAUGACAUGGCACUUAAAGUUUUGAAAUGAUUGUAAGUUUAAAAUUGAAACAAGGUGCAAGUGAAUAGGAAAUGAAUGGGAUACAAAUGGGAAACUAUUUCAAAACUGUUUAAAGUGAUUAAAAGACAUGUUUUUGAUUAGCUUUAAGGUGUGAGUAAGGGAAAAUGUGUGAUGUUUUAAAAUAGCUUCUAUUAAAAUUACGUAAAAGUUGUAAUAUUGUUGUUUAACAUUUUCUGAAAGUUUAUAAAAUUGCCUAAAAGAUGAUAUGAAAAUUAUUGGAAACGAAUAAAAUUAAAGACAUUAAAAAAUGACCCCUCCUUUACUAAUACAUUUCCAUUUACAAAACGUUUAGUUUUUCAUGAUCGAUGUUCACUGUUUUGUAAUCACAACACAUUGAUCUAAAAACUAUCUGAAAAUUAUAGUGUAAUUAUUUUCCGUUUUGAAGAUAUUUUCCACUUACUUUUUAUAUUGAAUUACAAACCAUAAUUUGCUAAAAAAUAUGUCAUAACUCGAGAUCUGUUCACACUUACGAAUUAAAUGUAAAAUCAUUUUUAGAUAUAACAUCUGUCUUCAAAAACCGCUCACCCUCCACCUUGUAGCUUUUUUUAGUUUUGUAAAUGAAGAUGAAAAGGCUAGCAGUACUAACACAAUAAAUAAACAUUUCAAAAAAGACCUUUUUAAAAAAUAUCAUCACUUUUGUAUAGUUAAAUGGUCGCUACAGGUGUUUUUAACAACUUCUGUACAACACGCGUGUCUGCUCAUGUUUGCACUUAAAACAUAUUCACAAGAAGAGAGAUAGGCAAAGUAAAAAUAAACAAAAAGGAAAAGGAAAAAAUGUUACAAAAUCUCAUGGAAUAGGGUUAAAAAAAUGAUCCAAUAUCACUAAGUCAUAUUCGCUAUCACUGGAUAAAACAUCAUUAUUUUUUUUCGACUAACAUUUUUGUUCAAUUUGCAUAUUAUUUUUUAUUUUUUAUCUUCACUUGGCUGGAGAGUUAAAACACUUUUUUCUAAUUUUUUUUUCUCUUUUUUGAAGGAGCAGAAGCUUUAUGACGAGUAGACAUUUUUUAAUAUUUUAUAUAGCUCAAUGUUGUUAGUGUUGCUUGCUUGUAGAAAAAACUUUUUCCCAAAAAAGCACAAAUGAAAGUCAAAGUGAAAAAAGUGAUUUUUAAUUGAUCAGAUAAAAACAAACAAUCGUUAAAAGAAAAGCGAUACAAGAAAUUCAAUGGUAUCGUUUUUUACAACGUUGGUUGUGAUUACGUUAUUGUUACAAAAUAUGCUUACCACAGUUUAUUCCCAAAGUGAGAAACAUGCAUUUACACAUAUAUUUGAUCUUUUUAGCAAAUUCAGCUGAAAGACAAAUGAUGAGGAUUUUGUUUUUGGAAAAAAGUCACAUUUCAUCCUAUUUUAUAUAAAAAUAAUUUCACCAUUAAAAAGUUUUUUUAUUUUGAAAGAAGUUAAAAAUUUUUUUUUUCUCCCUUACUCACACCUUAAGCCAAAAUCACAUCAGUAUAUACAAACUAUGUUAACAAUACACCUUGUGCCGAUUUUGAAGAAGUAAUGCGCACACGUUUUAAAGAGACAAUAUUUAAAGGGCUAUAUUUUCAAAAUGGCGGUUUUGGUAGGUAAAGAAACUAAAAUCGUAAAUAGCUGUAUGUACAGUUUUGUCCUGCUUAUGAGGGGAAUUGAUAUAUAUUAUAUCAUUAAAAGGGCAUUUAAAGAAAAAAUAGAAUUAAAGCUAUUAGUUUUUAAUAUCUUACUCAAAAUAAAUCCUUCUUGUAUAAACAAAUCAAAACAAACUUGGAGGUCUCAAGCUUAGCUGCCAUCUAUGAACUAUCUAAGAACCAAUGAUAUAAAUGCCAGAACAUAUAGGAGCAAAUUAAAUAUUCUGUCUUGUUUUUGUAUAUUCUUUAAUUUAAACACCACAGACGGUGCAUGUGCCGCAAAUUGUAAACAAACGUCUCUGGGUUUUUACCAUGGAUGAAAAUAAUAACAUACUUAACAUUUUAUGCCCAGAAUUGUUUUAUGGUCAAAUUAAUUCCUAAUGUUUCCAGAAAAAACACAGUAUUAGUAAGAUAAAUGUAUUUCAUAAACACCAAAAAAAAACAUUAGAGAUUGAGGUACAGUACAGUAGGACACCUAACAUCGUGAAUUGCGUAUCAUGCGCGUCGUGCACAAUUCACGAUGCUGUCGCAAUAGUAAAAUUUUUUAGCAUUGUGAAUGUCCCAAUCCAUUGUGGGGUCGACUUUCACGAUGCAUCGUGACUUUCGCGAUCCAUAUUGCGAUCGUCAUAAUACAUCUUUAAACAUUAUAAAAAUCACGUAAUUAAUGUCAUGAGAGAAUAGCGCAAUUAAUUAUGAAUAAUUGUUUUGUUUUUGUUAAUCAAAGAUAUUUUUGUUGUCGUAAGCUUUUUUCUUGUUUAGACUCUAACUUAUUUAGUUGUUCUAUGGGCCCACCCAACCCUAACUUUCACGAUAAAAAAAUCGUAGAAAUAUCAACAAACAAACAUUUGCUUAUCCAGUCUCUUGAAAAAAAAGAUUAUGAAUGUUGUAACACCCUCCUUCGUUAUGAUUAAUAUAUGUUUAAAAUUACGCUGCUUGCUAAAAUCUUAAAUUUCUUAGUUGAUAUCAUUUAGGAAAAAUCAUUAAUAUCAUUAAAUCUCUUUCAAUGAUAUUAGAAAAAUAAUUAAAACAACAUAAAAUACGCAUGUCGUAACACCCUUCUCCUGUUAUUUUUUAUUAUUUUUUUGUUGUUGUUCCAACCAUACAUUCUUAUUUUUCCAUGAACUUUCAUUAAAUUGGACAUUCGCCAAUUUAACAUUCGCUAAUACAAGCAAAACAUACAUAGAAAUAUAAAUAAAAUGACCAUGAUACCAACAGACGUCAAGAUCCAGUGGUGAUUAGGUUGAACAUAAAAAAAAAGAAAAUAGUAUUUUAGUUAGUUCACCUAACCAGCUAGCAACCCAACAGUAGAUAGACCCUAGCAAUUUCGAUCACUGGAUUUUUGAAUAGUGCCGAAACAUCACAACCUAUACAAUAAUAUCAAUAUGAUGAGUAAGGUUGAUAGUCAUUUCUCUUCCAAUGAUAUGAAAUGUUUUAAACGUCGUAUUACAUGUUCGACUAAUAUGCGUAGUUUCGCUACUUCAUUUGUUUUCUUUACAUCUUUUGUCAUUUGAGAUUGUCUGCGCUUUCCAGGAGGAACAAGAACAUGAAUAAAUCAAGCUGCACAUUCUUCAAUGAUGUUAAAUCCCUUAUCAACCAUGAUUUCAGUAUAAGGCUCGAUUGAAUCUAAGGAACCUAAUGCUAACGAGAUUGCCUUACCUGACACAAUACCACCAUAACCUUCUAAAGCGAAUGCUAUAAACCUAUUUGGUGUAAUAGCUAUAAAGUACUUUGGCAGUAUUAUGGUGUUUGUAGUUCGACCAAGUUAUACGUUGAGCUUGGUGGUUUUUGGGUGUUUUGAUCCUCUGUUAUAUAUCUCUGUUGCGUCAGGGAUAGUAUGCCAGUUUCGAAAAAUUUUAAACUUAUUUGGUUAUGAAGCAGUAGCCUUCGAAUUUCGCUUCGGCACUCAGCAAUUGGCGAAGUAAUUGCAUUAAGCUUUGCGAUAGUCGCGAUGCAUAAAAAAAUAACGAUGCUAUCGCGAUUGUCACUAUUAAUCGUGAUUGUUGCGAUGGAUCGUGAAUAACAUUAAAAAUAUUAAACAAUAGAUGUGUAUAGCUAAUCUUGUGUCUUUGUUUUUGUUUUUUUACAUUUCAAAAUUCUUUUGCAUCUUGUAUUUUUAUUAGAAAUUGGAUUUUAGAAAUAAGGUAACUCCAACUUAAUUACUUGUUCUACGGGCGAAGUAGAUAGUAGUUUACGGUCUGUCGGUCGGCAAUCUGAAUCUGAAGAUGGCCAAAAGCUUUUGUUAAAUGAAUUGGAUUUGUUGACUCGCUUAUAUGUCUUUUUUAUCUGUCUAUUUUCUGCACAAGUCAUAUUUUUUAUCAACUGGAUAUAUCUUUUCCCCUUUUUUUCAUCUAUCUCCUUUGUACUUUGUGCACUAUGCCCCAUUGGAACUUGAUCAAAAUUAUCCAAUAACCCUGGUCAUACAUUUUAAUAAAUGAAAAAGUGCAUGGUUAAACAUUAAUUAUCAUAAUUAGUGGCCACCUAUGUAGGUUUUUUGCCUAGGUUUUUUUGCUGUUGUAAUUUUUGCCCUGAUUAGUUGAUAACAGAAUUUUAGUGACAUUUUAAGGUUUUAAGACGGUCCACUUCUUAGCUGAAAAAAGAGUGAUCAAAGAAAUGUUAAAUAUGGUGACUGAAAAACAAGAACAAGAAUCUUAAAAAAUAUCUCAAAUCAGCCUGGACUUCAAAAUAAAAGAUUUGUUGAUAUGGUUGUCACUGAUGUAAAAAAAGUGCAAAAUGGGUGAACUUAUUGAAGAAUUUAAUUUGGACACCAUUAAUCCUAAAGAUGUUUUAUCAAAUAUUAAUGAUUGUGAUGCACUGAAGAAAGCUGUAUUAGCAUGGCAGUUAUGUUUAGAAGGAAAUUAUAUCCAUGCUGCAAGUUUAUCACAAGUUUUGCUGGACAAGACUUGGGAAGAACUAAAUGUAGGCCACUGGAAAGAUGUUGAUAUAAAUAUACGCUAUCUUUAUUCUUUUGCCUCACUUAUUAAAGGCUUAAGUUUAUAUGGUCACAAAGAUGUAAGAAGAGCAAUAAAAGCUUGUGAUAUGGGUUUAUUAAUGGGAGCUCCAAUUUUUGAUAACAUUUUAUCUAGAAUUGUAUCUAAAUUUACAAGGAUGUUACCGUUAUGCCUUACUCCAAGCGAAAAAAAUAAAGACAAUGAACCGCCCUCUAAAGUGAUUAAAUUUUAUAACAAUAUGCCACCACUUGAUUUUAGCAAGACUAUUGAAAGAAAAUGUGCACCUUCCUUGAUGCAAUUUCAAUUAGACUUCAUAAAAAAAGAAAACCCUGUAAUUAUUACAAAUUGUAUUACACAUUGGCCUGCCAUGGGUGAACAUAAGUGGACUGUGAGUUAUAUCAAAUCUAUAGCUGGCUCUAGAACAGUUCCAGUUGAAAUAGGAGAUAAAUACACUUCUGAGGAAUGGACGCAGAAGUUAGUUAGCAUGUCAGAGUUUAUUGAUACCUAUAUUGAGCCAAACAAUAGUACAGGCUACUUAGCUCAACAUCAACUGUUUGAGCAAAUCCCAGAGCUAAAAGAUGAUAUAACCGUUCCUGAUUAUUGUUAUUUGUCUGAUAAGGAAGACGAGAAUGUAAUAAUAAACGCCUGGUUUGGUCCCGAAGGAACAAUAUCUCCUUUGCACCAUGAUCCGUACCAUAAUUUGCUAGUUCAAGUGGUAGGUUCCAAAUAUAUCAGGUUGUACGAUCGCAAACUUUCUGAUUUUGUUUAUCCUCAUGAAGGAAUGCUAAACAAUACUAGUCAAGUGGAUGUUGAAAAUUGGGAUAAAGACAACUUCCCAAAGUUUGGAGAUGCUGACUAUGUCGAAUGUAUCCUUAAGGAAGGAGAAAUGUUAUAUAUUCCACCAAAAUGGUGGCAUUACGUUAGAUCAUUGUCAACUAGCUUUUCUGUGAGCUUUUGGUGGCAAUAAAUGUGAUCAAUCUGUGAAUAAAUUAUUUUUCUUAA